ACGAGGGUAUGCGAUUUAAUCAACUUGCGAUAUCAGCAUUCCGUCUGAGAGUUUCUAAUGAAAAUCUGAACAAAGGUAAACAUAAAGUGCUAAAAGGAACACUUCAGGAGGCUGAUGGGCAUCAGAGGAGCGUCGCCAUCAGAAAAAUCACAGGAGCCAAUCCAUUUGAGCGAUGUAAGGCAGAGAUAGAUAUUAUGCGGAAUAUUGGAGCCCAUCCACACGUCGUGUGCUUCCUAGGUUACUCCAUACAAGACGAUAACACCGUUUUCUUGAUCAACGGCUUUGAAGAAAGGGGCGAUUUACAGAGUUUUCUGAGGGAUAAAAGACGAAGUGGAUCAAAUAAAGAACUGACAGAAGCUAAUCUCUUGCUCUUUGCUGAAAAUGUGGCCGAGGGUAUGGCGCAUCUAUCACAGCUAGAGAUCCUUCAUGGAGACCUACGAGCUGUGAACGUUCUGGUUGGUGGAGACCUGACGGCAAAGAUAUCUGGCUUCCAGCUUGCAAGGCCGGUCGGAUUCGAACCAAAAGAUGUGGCUAAGUUCACCUUUCCACACUGCAGAUGGGCUUCUGUUGAGACUCUGGAGGGGAAGGUCUACUCACAACAGAGUGAAGUGUGGUCAUUUGGUGUAUUGAUGUGGGAAAUCAUGACUUACGGAGCGACACCUUAUGGGAAGAUGAAGUCCAAGGAGAUACGCCACCUUCUCAUCCAAAACUGUCGUCUGGCCUGCCCUAAAUCCUGCCAGAUUCCAUUAUACACUGUAAUGUUAGAGUGUUGGAAAGACGACCCUGCAGAACGACCUACCUUUCAGGAUUUGUCAUGCAGACUGGCCGAUAUGACAACACACGUACAGCAAUACAUGAACAUUGGAAUAUACGAAAGUCUUGACUUCACCUUUGAAGAAGCGGGGGCAGACAGCAGCUACUAA
Molecule: messenger RNA, 923 nt
Organism: Liolophura sinensis
Lineage: Eukaryota; Metazoa; Mollusca; Polyplacophora; Chitonida; Chitonidae
Product: tyrosine-protein kinase receptor Tie-1-like
Exons: 8
Coding region: 9-923 (304 amino acids)
Biological process (GO): multicellular organism development; positive regulation of kinase activity; cell surface receptor protein tyrosine kinase signaling pathway
Cellular component (GO): signaling receptor complex; plasma membrane
Molecular function (GO): transmembrane receptor protein tyrosine kinase activity; ATP binding
Source: RefSeq, a predicted model, not a curated record